This is a messenger RNA of Argiope bruennichi, 709 nucleotides long. RefSeq names its product peptidyl-prolyl cis-trans isomerase-like 1 (gene Cypl). The record is from RefSeq and is a predicted model, not a curated record. Gene Ontology annotation, molecular function: peptidyl-prolyl cis-trans isomerase activity. Lineage: Eukaryota; Metazoa; Arthropoda; Arachnida; Araneae; Araneidae. Gene Ontology annotation, cellular component: catalytic step 2 spliceosome. The coding region runs from base 179 to 661 and encodes 160 amino acids. The transcript is spliced from 4 exons. Gene Ontology annotation, biological process: protein peptidyl-prolyl isomerization.
GUUAGCGGCAAAAGUUGAAUCUUCAGAAGAAAUCAAGUUCUUCUAGAAUUCUUUAAACAAUUGCUUAAACUGUAGCUGCGUGUGUGUUUUUUAUAGUUCAUCUGUGUAAUAAAUUAUUGCCAUUGAACAAAAGUAUAUUCUAUUUUCUGUAAAAUUACCGGUCUUAUUCAUCUAAAGGAUGGCAGAUGAACCACAUUAUGUUGUUUUAGAUACUACAAUGGGAACUAUUGAGUUUGAGUUAUAUUGGAAGCAUGCACCAAAAACUUGUAAAAACUUUGCUGAAUUAGCAAAGUUAGGAUAUUACAAUAAUAUUAUUUUCCAUCGAAUAAUAGCUGAUUUCAUGAUUCAGGGUGGAGAUCCUACAGGAACUGGUAGAGGGGGUAGCUCUGUUUAUGGAAAAGCAUUUGAAGAUGAAAUUCAUCCAGAUUUAAAGCAUACUGGUGCAGGAAUUCUUUCAAUGGCUAAUUCUGGACCUAAUACUAAUGGCAGCCAAUUUUUUAUCACUUUGGCUCCUACACAGUGGCUUGAUGGUAAGCAUACCAUAUUUGGAAGGGUCAACAAUGGCAUGCAUGUUGUAGCAAGAAUAGCUAAGGUGCCAACUGACAGCAAUGAUCGACCUUUGGAGGAUGUCAAAAUUGUUAAAUCUUAUGUAAAAAAUUGAUGUAGAGUAUUCUGUGUAUUUAAAAUAAAUGGUUUUUAUUUUUUUUUA